AUGGCAUCCACACUACCUGUCCGGACCUUGCCCCUGAUCCUGAUUCUGUUGGCUGUCCUGGCUCCCGGGUCUGCAGACUUCAACAUCUCAACCCUCUCCGGUCUGCUGUCUCCGGCGCUAACAGAAAGCCUACUAAUUGCCUUGCCCCCAUGUCACCUCACGGGAGGCAAUGCCACGCUGAUGGUCCGGAGAGCCAACGACAGCAAAGUGGUUAAGUCGGCCUUUGUGGUGCCUCCAUGUCGUGGGCGCCGGGAGCUUGUGAGCGUGGUGGACAGCGGGGCUGGCUUCACCGUCACAAGGCUCAGCGCUUAUCAGGUGACAAACCUAACACCAGGAACCAAAUACUACAUAUCCUACCGAGUACAGAAGGGGACGUCCACCGAGUCCAGUCCAGAGACCCCCAUGUCCACACUUCCUCGUAAAAACAUGGAGUCUAUUGGGUUAGGAAUGGCCCGGACGGGAGGCAUGGUGGUCAUCACAGUGCUGCUGUCUGUGGCUAUGUUCCUGUUGGUUGUGGGUCUUAUCGUAGCCCUGGUCCUGGGGACCCGAAAAUGA
Messenger RNA from Apodemus sylvaticus (European woodmouse), 555 nucleotides. It is a transcript of the gene Upk2, whose product is annotated as uroplakin 2. The coding region runs from base 1 to 555 and encodes 184 amino acids. Gene Ontology annotation, cellular component: apical plasma membrane. The record is from RefSeq and is a predicted model, not a curated record. The transcript is spliced from 5 exons. Gene Ontology annotation, biological process: epithelial cell differentiation. NCBI's taxonomy places the organism in Eukaryota, Metazoa, Chordata, Mammalia, Rodentia, Muridae.